This is a messenger RNA of Coffea arabica (coffee), 1621 nucleotides long. RefSeq names its product aspartyl protease AED3-like. Gene Ontology annotation, molecular function: aspartic-type endopeptidase activity. NCBI's taxonomy places the organism in Eukaryota, Viridiplantae, Streptophyta, Magnoliopsida, Gentianales, Rubiaceae. The record is from RefSeq and is a predicted model, not a curated record. Gene Ontology annotation, biological process: proteolysis.
GUCCGUCUUGCACGCUCUCUCUCGUGCACUGUCAUCAACAUUCCCCUUAUCCUUCAUUCAGCUGUGGCUGAGGCUAAGUGCCGAAAACAUGAAGUACUUAGCUACCGCUGCAUUGUUCCUCACUUUUCUCCUUUUCUCAACUACUGCUGGAGCAUCUCAUGAUCCUUGUGCUUCCUCAAAAUCAGACCUCUCAGUCAUUCACAUCUAUGGCAAAUGCUCCCCCUUCACCCCUCAAACUAACCCGGCGCCUGCACCUGCCGCCGCAUCAUCAUGGCUCAACACAAUUCUGAACAUGGCCUCCAAAGACCCCCAAAGGGUUGCUUAUUUGUCAAGUUUAGUGACAGCUAAGAAGGCUACUAAAGCCACCUCCAUCCCCAUUGCCUCCGGCCAAAAUGUCUUGAACGUCGGCAACUUUAUCGUCCGGGCCAAGAUUGCUCCUGCCCAGCUCCUGUUCAUGGUGCUGGACACCAGCAAUGACGUUGCAUGGGUCCCAUGCAGCGGCUGCACAGGCUGCUCCUCUACCGUAUUUUCUCCAAACACUUCCACUAGUUAUGCGGCUUCCGACUGUUCCUUGCCGGAAUGUACUCAAGUCCGCGGACUCUCUUGCCCGACCACCGGUGCCGGUGCUUGCUUAUUCAACCAGUCCUACGGCGGAGAUUCGUCGUUUUCCGCUACGCUGUCGCAUGAUUCUCUGACGUUUGGGCCUGAUGUGGUUCCGAAUUAUGCUUUCGGAUGCAUAAAUGCAGUCUCCGGUGGGUCAAUACCGCCCCAAGGUCUGUUGGGUUUGGGCCGAGGCUCCUUGUCCUUGCUCUCUCAAUCCGGCUCACUAUACUCCGGGGUGUUCUCGUACUGCUUGCCCAGCUUCCGGUCAUACUACUUUUCUGGAUCACUCAAACUUGGGCCGGUGGGCCAGCCCAAGAGCAUCAGAACCACCCCACUACUCAAGAACCCACGGCGGUCCUCCUUGUACUAUGUCAACCUGACGGGUAUUACUGUGGGUAAGGUCCGGAUACCCAUUGCUCCGGAGCUCCUGGCAUUCGACCCAACCACAGGAGCGGGUACAAUAAUUGACUCGGGCACGGUUAUAACCCGAUUCAUCCUACCCAUUUAUACCGCAUUGAGGGAUGAGUUUAGGAACCAGGUGAAAGGCCCACUUAGUUCCUUGGGUGCAUUUGAUACGUGUUUUGCGGCUACAAAUGAAGACGUAGCGCCCGUUACGUUCCAUUUUCAGGGAUUGGAUUUGGUUUUGCCGCUGGAGAAUAGUUUGAUACACAGCAGUUCAGGUUCCUUGGCUUGUUUGGCAAUGGCAGCCGCUCCAAAUAAUGUGAAUUCCGUGUUGAAUGUCAUUGCCAAUUUGCAGCAGCAGAAUCUUCGGAUUUUGUUUGACACAGCCAACUCUCGCCUGGGAAUUGCUCGUGAACUCUGUAAUUAAUUAAGUAGACCCUAGUCUUCUCAGCAUUGGCAGCCCGGUGGUGAUUUUAGACUCUUGCAUUUUUUUAUUUGGACCUUUUGUGCUUUGUAACUUGAUUAUGUUCUGUAUGCUUGGUUUGAUUAAAUAGCAAUUGUAUUGGUACAUGCAUUACCAUUCAAAGUGGUAGUACAUUUUGAUUUGAGGCUCUAA